Scleropages formosus (Asian bonytongue) is the source of this 1876-nucleotide messenger RNA. RefSeq names its product desmin b (gene desmb). NCBI's taxonomy places the organism in Eukaryota, Metazoa, Chordata, Actinopteri, Osteoglossiformes, Osteoglossidae. The coding region runs from base 137 to 1528 and encodes 463 amino acids. The record is from RefSeq and is a predicted model, not a curated record. The transcript is spliced from 9 exons. Gene Ontology annotation, biological process: skeletal muscle organ development; intermediate filament organization. Gene Ontology annotation, cellular component: Z disc; sarcolemma; cytoplasm. Gene Ontology annotation, molecular function: structural constituent of cytoskeleton.
AAGAGAUUAAGCCAGUAAGGGGAGGUGGGUGGUAAGAGGGGGUAGCUACAAAUAAGCAGAGUCCAGGCCUCCAGUUUCUCAUUUUGCUUCUCACUUCCAGUCUCUCUCCCGGUCGGCCAUCCUGUAGAGCAUCAACAUGAGCAGGUCCUAUUCCUCCUCCUCUCAGUCCACCUCCUCAUACCGCCGGACCUUCGGCUCUGGCCUGGGCAUGUCUCCGUCCAUUCCUCGCGCUGCCUACUCUGGCCGCGGCUCCAGUGGUUCUCACCUGGCGUCCCGCGUCUACGAGGUCACCAAGACCUCUUCGCCCAUAUACUCAAGCUACCGCAGCUCCUCCGGCUAUGGGCUGCCCUCCUCACGCUACGUCGGCCUGGGGGAAACCCUGGACUUCAGCCUGGCCGAGGCCAUGAAUCAGGAUUUCCUGGCCACGCGUACCAAUGAGAAGGCCGAGCUGCAGCACCUCAACGACCGCUUCGCCAACUACAUCGAGAAGGUGCGCUUCCUGGAGCAGCAAAACCAGGUGCUGGUGGUGGAGAUCGAGCGGCUGCGCAGCCGCGAGCCCACGCGCGUUGCUGAGAUUUACGAGGAGGAGAUGCGGGAGCUGCGGAGACAGAUCGAGGCCCUGACCAACCAGCGGACCCGAGUGGAGGUCGAGAGGGACAACCUGGCCGACGACCUUCAGAAGCUGAAGCUCAGGUUGCAGGAGGAGAUACACCUGAAGGAGGAGGCAGAGAACAAUCUGGCCGCCUUCAGAGCAGACGUGGAUGCCGCCACUCUGGCCAGGCUGGACCUGGAGAGACGCAUCGAGACUCUGCAGGAGGAGAUCGCCUUCCUCAAGAAGAUUCACGAAGAGGAGAUCCGCGAGCUGCAGGCCCAAAUGCAGGAGACCCAGGUCCAGAUCCAGAUGGAUAUGUCCAAACCAGACCUGACUGCUGCCCUUAGAGAUAUCCGGGCCCAGUACGAGGGCAUCGCCGCCAAGAACAUCGCCGAGGCUGAGGAGUGGUACAAGUCCAAGGUGUCAGAUCUGAACCAGGCCGUAAGCAGGAACAACGAUGCACUGAGGCAGGCCAAGCAGGAGACUAUGGAGUUCCGCCACCAGAUCCAGUCCUACACCUGUGAGAUUGACUCACUGAAGGGGACUAACGAGUCUCUGAUGAGGCAGAUGCGGGAGAUGGAGGACCGCAUGGGUCGCGAGGCUGGUGGUUACCAGGACACCAUCUCGCGCCUGGAGGCUGAGAUCGCCAACAUGAAGGACGAAAUGGCUAGGCACCUCCGCGAGUACCAGGACCUGCUCAAUGUCAAAAUGGCCCUGGACGUGGAGAUCGCCACCUACAGGAAGCUGCUGGAGGGAGAGGAGAGCAGGAUUGCGAUCCCUGUGCAUGCCUACUCCACCUUGAGCUUCCGAGAGACCAGUCCGGAGCAGCGCUCCUCCGAGAUGCAUUCCAAGAAAACUGUCCUCAUUAAGACCAUCGAGACCCGGGAUGGAGAGGUCGUCAGCGAAUCCACGCAGCACCAGCAAGACAUUAUGUAAAAGCGGCGAAACAAGAAACCGAAACGAAAGGAUGAAUUAAUAAACAAAUAUUGGACGUUCACGUGCCAAAACAGCCGUCAUUUUUUACAGGAAAAGUAUAUUGUUUUUAAUGCGCCCGACUCAACCGCUCACACUUGAAACGAACACUUAGUAGGCUUGCCAACAGCAGGAGGUGAACUGAACCAGAAUGAACCGAACGGGAAAAAAAGGAAAAGAGAAAAAGGGAAGAAAAAAAAAGAACCGACGAGAAACCCCAGAAAGUCACAGCUUUGUACUGCUCGGUAUUUACGUGUGUUGGUCCCUCAAAGUAUGCAGUACAAUGGUAAUAAAUAUGAGCAGUCUUCGCAA